AAAUCAGGGAUUGAGGAAAAAAAAAAAAACAAAACCCUAUCAAAAACUCCUUUCUAGGGUUACCACCAAAAUUGACUGUAGUAGAUAUAAGCUCAAGGGAAGCCCUAACUCUGAAUCGUCGUCGUCUUCUUCUUCAAACCAACCGCGAUUCCUACUCUCAAGUAAGAAGUUUUCAAUUCAUCUAUGGCGGAUGUUGAGAAUCAGCAGGAUUCUUCGUUUCCUGUGAAGCGGAAAUCGGAUCUCUUUUGCCAAAACCAGGAUAAUUUGUCAAACAAGUCUCAAAAGCUUAACCCUGAGUCCAAAGACGGAGGAGAAAACAAUGAAAGCGGCAUCGAGGAUCUUGAUUCGACUGGUGCAGAAUCAUCGGUUUGUCCGGAGAGGUUAGCUGAAAAGGUUAAUAAUGGCGUAAUCGGCGAUCUUCUUGGAGCUGAAGAGGAGCAACAAGUUGGAGAUGAAGAAGAUGAAGAGGAAGACGACGAGGAAGAAGAUGAAGAAGAAGUUGAAGAGGUGGUUGACAGGAAAGGUAAAGGGAUUUCGAGAGAAGACAAGGGGAAAGGCAAAUUGAUUGAAGUGGAUUCAAGUGAUGACGAAGAAGAUGACAGUGAUGAUGACGACGAAGGUUUUGGUGAAGAUGACGAAAGUGAUUUCUCAGAUGAUCCUUUGGCUGAGGUUGAUUUGGAUAACAUCCUUCCGUCCAGGACUAGGAGACGAUCGAGCCAGCCUGGAGUUUACAUCUCCAAUGAUGUUAGUAACCGUGGCGAGGAUGAUGAUAGCAGUGAUGAUAGUGAUGCUUAAAAAAACCUUAGUUUUAUAACGAGGUUAGUCUUUUUAAGGAAAAAUCAAAAAUUUAGUUCCUUUUGAUUCUAAAGAGGGGGUUUGUCUCUGUUCAGUGAUUCUUCUUGGUUAGAAUCUAAUGUUUCAAACGCUUGGACCUAUGUGGGUUAUUAUGUAGUAAUAUCUUAUGGUGUUCUUGCAAUCUCAUUCAAUGUGCCUCUUUGGUCGUUUGAUUUGUAAAUUUAUCAUCUUUUCUCGAUUCUGUGUGAGA
Messenger RNA from Camelina sativa (false flax), 1045 nucleotides. RefSeq lists its product as uncharacterized. NCBI's taxonomy places the organism in Eukaryota, Viridiplantae, Streptophyta, Magnoliopsida, Brassicales, Brassicaceae. The record is from RefSeq and is a predicted model, not a curated record.